CAAAGGGGCAGUGCAUCAAAAGGCCCAUAAAAUCUCGACAUCCACGCGCUUCUCACACAACACCUCCAGUGAUUUGCUUCAGUUCACCAUUUGUUCUGGUCAAAAUGUUGCAUACCUCUUCACAUGGACAGCAACUUCUUAUUUUGCUCGGCUUCUUAGCGGCUGGGCUGUGUCAGGAUCAAAAAGCAGAUUCUAUCAGGGCCUGUUUGGACCAGGGUGGCGUACAAGCAACGAUUUCUACAGACGCAACCUGGGCCAAGGACACUGCCGCAUUUCAAUUCAGAAUUGCUCCUGAGCCGGUGGCUGUUGCAUUACCCCAGGACAAGAGUCAAGUCGCGACAGCUCUAUCGUGUGCUCGCAAUGCUUCUGUCAAAGUCUCAGCCGUCGGACGCGCGCACUCAUUCCAAGGCUACGGCUAUGGCAACCCUGGGAACCUUGUCAUCGACAUGCAAGCCUUCACAGGUCUGAGCUUCGACAAUGCCACCAACCAACUAACAUUCGGAGGAGGCGCCAAUGUUGGCCCUGCCGCUAAAUAUCUCUGGGACAACCACCGCCGACAUUUCCCUCACGUACGAGGGUCGCACGUAGGCCUCGCCGGGAGCACAAUGGGCGGCGGUUUCGGAACCACAAGCAGAUUCUUGGGCAUUCCCACGGACAACCUUGCUUCCGUCGAGUUCAUGUUGCACAACGGAUCCAUAGUCACUGGCGGCCCCGGAUCGGAUCUGCACUGGGCAGCACAAGGUGCUGGACCAAGCUUCGGAAUCGUGCUGUCCGCAACGCUCAAUACGCACGCGAUUCCCAUCGAUGGCGCCGUCAGCUAUUCUCUCACGCUUGGAGAUGUAGACGUUGACAUUGCGAGUGCAGCUCUGCUGAAAAUCCAGCAGUGGGUUACGAGUGGACAAGCACCCGACGAGUUAUCACUCCGGUUUCAAUUGGGUACCUUUGCUUCGGCCGGCUUCUUCUAUGGCGUUGAAUCUGAUUUUGAUCGAGCAUUCGCGCCACUCGUAGAAUCAGUACGCUCCGUUGCGCCUGCGGUCAAUCUCACAAAGACUGUGCUGCCAUCUUUCUGGGACGCGGAAGUGGCCGCCGUUGGGCCCGGUAUGAAUGAUGCCGCGGGGGGACAGCUUGGUGGUCGCGCCUUUUUCGUGCAGUCUUGGACAGUCACAAACGACCACGCACUCUCGCAGAAGCAGGCGAAGGCGCUCUUGCAGAGCUACCACAGUUUGAACCGCACUGAUCUCAUAGGAUCUGGUUUUCUCGAUCUGUGGGGUGGCAUCAGCCGAGACAUUGCUGAUGCUGAUACUGCGUUUGCCCACGGCAAGAAUCUCUGGCUGAUCCGUGUUGACGGCCAACUUGUGUCCGGGAUCUGGCCCAGCGACGGCAACACUCAUAUGCAAGCGCUUAUGAAACCCUUCGAAAGCGCGUUAAAGAAGUCGGCCCCGCUGCGUAGUUUUGUCAACUACGUCAAUUCAGAGCUUAGCGUCAAGGAGUGGAGUUCUAGAUUGUAUGGCUCGAAGAACUUCGCGAAGCUUCGAAAGAUGAAGGCAGCCUUCGAUCCUGAGGGGAUGUUUUCUGGGUACGGUCUCGCUAUUCCCGCCAAAUAGAGGCAUCGGUGUAUGGAAACAAUACUACACAAUAUAGCACAAUCAUUCGGCUGUACACAAGUUGGUAAUGGCUCCGCCCGAACUAUUGACUAUCAAGAAUAUCCGUUCCCUUCCUAUACAUAGUACUUGGCUAACGACGCUGUACAUUCUACGCUCCAGAAAUCAAGGCUUGAUUUCAAGCUUUUCUCCGUUCACAUGGAC
This is a messenger RNA of Paraphaeosphaeria sporulosa, 1805 nucleotides long. RefSeq names its product FAD-binding domain-containing protein. NCBI's taxonomy places the organism in Eukaryota, Fungi, Ascomycota, Dothideomycetes, Pleosporales, Didymosphaeriaceae. Bases 105 to 1604 code for a protein of 499 amino acids. The record is from RefSeq and is a predicted model, not a curated record. The transcript has a single exon. Gene Ontology annotation, molecular function: oxidoreductase activity; FAD binding.